GGCCUUCGUGAUCAUCCGCGACGUCACAAACGGAGAAGAAAAGAAAUAGACCGCUGCACGCUUCAAAAAAGGGAAAAAGAAACACACGCGCUUUCCUAUUUCUAACUGCUUACAGGUGUAUCUGUGACAGCCAUCCCGCUCUUGAACUGUUCUCACCAAACUUUAGCGUGAAGUAGCCUUCUGCCUACCUACACAGACCUCCUUCGAUCUCCGCGCAGAUGCUGCAGAAAAUCAAGGCUGUCUUUACCGAUCUCGAUGGCACGCUCUACAAUUCCGAGCACACACUCUCAGCGCGCACGGUGAAAGCGAUCGCCGCACUGAAGGAGCGUGGUAUUCCUUUCAUUGUGGCCACCGGCCGUCCGUUUCCGGACGUCUUUGCCAACCUGGAAACUACCGGUCUAAAGCCGGACUUCAUUAUCACCAGCAACGGCUCCCGCGUGCACGAUGCGAACCACGAGCUUGUCUUUGCCUGUGAUUUGAACCCCGAGAGUGUCUGCCGUAUUUUUCAGUUGCCGGCGGAGCUGGACGAUGACGGCGUCGUGAACCCCAUCUCCCCAACGCGCUGCAUUCAGUACAAUUUGAACUGUGGCGCACGUUGGCUGACAAAUGAGCGCCGUGACGAAAUUCGUGCGAUGUUCCACCCCUCGCUGAACUAUGAGGAGGUGGACCGCAUGGCGCAGACGCCCGAGACGAUCAAGGGCACUCACAGCAUGUACGGCUGGGGCAAACAUGAAGAUCUUCUGUGCGUUCAGAGGUACAUCCAGCGCGAACUCCCGGAUGUGUCCUCGGCGUUUCCGCUCCCGCACAUCCUUGACUGCUUCCCCAGCGGCAAUCACAAAGGUGUUGCCAUGCGAAAGGUAUGUGAGCAGCUUGGAAUUACGCCACGCGAGACCAUCGCGUUUGGGGACGGGAUGAACGAUGUGCAAAUGCUCUCGGAAGCGGGUCAGGGCUUCGUCAUGGCCAACGCGGCUCCGAUGGUGCGGGAAGCGACCAAAGGCCUGCCGGUGAUCGGCAGCAACCGCGAAGACGCAGUGGCCGCUAAGAUUGAAGAGUUGUUGGAGGCGGAUGCAUUCGCAGGCUAA
This is a messenger RNA of Leptomonas pyrrhocoris, 1082 nucleotides long. RefSeq names its product haloacid dehalogenase-like hydrolase-like protein. The coding region runs from base 219 to 1082 and encodes 287 amino acids. The transcript has a single exon. Lineage: Eukaryota; Euglenozoa; Kinetoplastea; Trypanosomatida; Trypanosomatidae. The record is from RefSeq and is a predicted model, not a curated record. Gene Ontology annotation, molecular function: hydrolase activity.